GUGCGUAUGGGCAGCAAUUUCAUUAAGUUAAUGGUGGGAUUUUUCAUCUAACUCGAAUGUAGUUUUCAACAUGUCAGCAUACUUGUAUUCCCAAUUACUUUUUUUUUAAAUUUCUUUCAUUCUAGUCUUCCACCAGGUCCCAAGGCUAAAAAAUGUUCUGUUAAACAUUUCUGGGUCAAAGGUUGUCUUAAAUGUCUAAAUGGCUCUUUAAUCAUCAAAUGUUACAUAAUUUACACUCUCUCUGAAAUGCCAGCUGAUCCAGAGUAUGUAAUCCAGUUUAUCAUGCCAUCAGCACCAGCAUAAAUGUGAUGUAAUGUGAAGUUGACUAAAGAGCUAAUGAUUAAGCCAUAAAAUGAACAGAUCUUGAAAUUGGAGACAAAGUGCAAGUUAUGACAUGUGGUGCAACAGCUGUCCUUGGCGCUGUUUGGGUUUUUUUAAAAAUUUUUAAAUGACAAAUUUAAGAUGGCAAGUGUUCAAAGAGGUCUAAAGAAUUUCUGUGCUAAGCAGAUCACGGUCAUCUUUAUAAUAUUAUCCAUCUUUUGAAGUGGAAAAAUCGUGGCUAUAUUAGGCCCUAUUUCCAGGCUCAUCCAACAUCUUGAAUUAACUAGUGAAAUGUUUUAAUAUUGGUGACUUUAAAUUUUUUAUUUCCUUUUUUUUUUUUUAAAAAGGAGGGGCAUUUAUAUCACUGAGGUUAAGUUAGCAUAGUAACAUUUUGACAGACGCUGAGGAAUGGGGGGGUCUUCAUACGUCACUCAAAACUGAAAGCGGGAUUGCUGAGCCGAUGAUGCAAUAACUUCUCGUCAGGAUAAAACCUCAACUUGCGUUACUUCUGAGCAGGGCGACGGAGGAGGAAAUGGACUGGUUCCACUGUAAUCAGUGCUUCACAAGGAGAGGGUCGAAGUUUGCUGUGUCCAGCUGUGGCCACAUCUGCUGUGAAGCAUGCAUUAAGUCUAAGCAGUGCAGCGUAUGUGGGGCCAGCUGCAGUUAUUUGCCCAUCACAGAUGAGAUGAAGCCACAGGAAAAGGUGUUUUUCAAGGACCCUGUGAAGCUCAUCCAAUCACGGCUGGAGCACAUAUCACAGAUUGCGCUUUUUCAGCGGACACAGAUGGAGAGAGUCACAGCGCACUUCAAGCAUAAGUCUGCUGAACUGGAAAGGCAUCUGAAGGAAGUCACUGAGCAGGGUUACAGGCAACUCUCCGAGCUGAAAAGAGAGAAUGCUGACUUAAAAAAGCAGCUUUCAGAGCUGAAAAGAGAGACUGCUGAAUUGAAAAAGCCACUUUCUCAGAGGAGGGUUUCUCCAGGACAGUUUCAAAUAGAUGGUACUCAAAGGAUGUCACUCCCUGUGGCUGUUACCUCCCCAGUUACCCCUCGUUCAAGAACUGUGAGUCACUUAGGCUCAGCAGAGUCGCAGGGGUGGCCCAGAGCCAGAGAUCCCAGUCUAUCCUCCCUCACAACUCCUGGAUCAGCUACUUCUAUUUCUAGCCAUAGUUCUCUUCAUGAACGUGUACACAGAACACCCACAUCCUUUAGCACCCUUACAAGAUCGAGGCGAGGCGGAGCCGAGGACCAGGAAGCCCAGAAGGCCCAACUGACUCCCCCACAGUGACGGCGGGGUGGGUGUGCCAGUCUGGGAGAGCAGGCCAUGGAUUGGAGGGAGGAGGCGCCUGUAUAAUAAAUCCGUGGCAGUAGGCUGAACAUUUUCACGUCAACCCCCCCCUCCUGAAACCAGGCCCACAAACAUCUGAUAUGAUUUCAAACGAGAAUCAUCAUCCUGUUAAAUUUAAAUAGUAGAACAGUAAGUAACAGGAGUUUAAGAAUUUCUAAUUUACUCACAGGAAACCCCCUUGUAGCCUCCCUCAAGACCCCUGGAGGUCCUUGGACCAAAGUUAGAGAGCUUCUGAGUGAUCAACCAAGGGCUGUAGCUACCACUGAGGACACUGUUUUCUGGAAAUGUGGGCCUUUUAACAACAUGGGAGAAGUUACAUAAUACAUUAAAAAAAUUAACACAUCAUGUUUUUUUAUAGACAGAUUUGACUAGUUUUAGACUCAGAAUAUUUAAAUAUAACAUUUGGGCCAACAAAUAACUAAAUAAAGAAGACUAUAUUUCCCAAUGCUAACUUUUUGCUGGUAGUAUAGUGGCUUUGAAACAGCAUUUAAACCUUCAAGUUGAGUAUUAAAACUUAACUUUUAACAUUUAAGUGAAUAAAUAAAAUAUGAAAAAUCCAAAUAAUUGACCUCAUUAUUUCUAAAAUGGCUAUGGCUGUGAAUCAAUUCCCAAAAUAUCAUAAAAAAUUAAGACCCAGAGGGGUUUAGACCUACUGGUAUAACCAAGUUCUAACAAGAAAUAGUUUAUAGCCUGUUUGA
Messenger RNA from Siniperca chuatsi (mandarin fish), 2364 nucleotides. RefSeq names its product RING finger protein 212B-like. Gene Ontology annotation, biological process: reciprocal meiotic recombination; homologous chromosome pairing at meiosis; protein sumoylation. Gene Ontology annotation, cellular component: synaptonemal complex. The transcript is spliced from 13 exons. The coding region runs from base 854 to 1606 and encodes 250 amino acids. Lineage: Eukaryota; Metazoa; Chordata; Actinopteri; Centrarchiformes; Sinipercidae. The record is from RefSeq and is a predicted model, not a curated record. Gene Ontology annotation, molecular function: SUMO transferase activity.